CGAAUUCCUUCCUCGCUCCGGAAGUAGAUGCGUCAGACGGGCCGUGCUGAAGUUUUUGGAUCGCGACAAAGGAGAUAAAUCAUGUUCUACUGCAGCAGCAGCGGCUCUGAUCCGCUCAGCGUCUCUAAAAGAGACAUCCUGAGAGGAAUCAUCACCGAGAAGCUGAGCACCGCCGCCCGGGAGAUCCUGGCCGUGGUGGAGAGGACCGUGGCCGACUACGAGGAGGAGGCUGCGGGCUUCAGGCAGGAGAUCGACCGCCAGAGGAGACAGCUGGAGGUGCUGCAGCCGCAGGUGAAGCUACACCGAAGAGAAGCGCCACUGCUGCAGAGCCAUGAAGAAGAGGUGGUGGUUGGAGAGGAUCCGGUGGAGCGGCAGCUCACCCACAACUCAGGCGUGGACGACCCCGGGGGUCUGGACUUCCUUUGGUACGACGACAACGACCCCGAUGAUGAUGUUGAAUCUGUGGUUCAGUUCACUCAGAGACCCAGGCGCAAACGGCAGAAACCCAAGGACCCAGAUUAUGAAAUGACACCCAGAGUCCAACCUGAGAAGAGACGACCCAGCAAACCUCUGAUCAGCGACGGCCAGACUCACCUGGACUUCAAGGUGCGCCUCCUGGAGGACCCUCAGGUGGAGGUGCUCUCCAAUAACGUGUUUCAGAAGAGCCCCAUGCGGGACAUCAGCUGUCCUCGGGGUCUACAGGAGGCGGACUUCCUGAACCUGCUGAGGUCCACCUUCCCUCAGCUGGCUGCAGGAGAACCCUUUGACCUGUUCAUGACGGACAGACAGAGGAGGCUGCUCCCUCUGAUGGUCAGCAGUCUGAAUGCAGAGGAGAUCUACGUCACCAUCAAAUCCUGCGGACACUCUGCUCUCUACAUCCGCCUCAAGACGGCGGUCUACCCUCAGAGCAGCAGCGAUGGGGUCUUGCCUCAGCCAGUAGAGGAGGGGCCGAGCGUGAGCUCUGCCACGCCUUCAUCGGACCAAGAUGAGCAGAGCAUGAGGUUAUCGUCGCCCGGCGAUCAGACUCAGAAGCGGCGGCGGGGUAGACCUCGACACGGUGAAGAACCAACCCACCACUUUCUCAGAAUCUGCGUUCUGGAGAACCCUCAGUUAGAGGCUCCCGCAGAGACCGAGCUCCACACGUCAUCGGUGCGGGAGCUGAAAUGUCCCCGAGGUCUGCAGGAGGCCGACUUUCUAGAGCUGCUGAGGGUCACCUUCCCUCAGCUCGUCGGAGACGAUAAAAAAAUCUGCAUAUACAAGUCUGACCGCAGCAGGAAGCUUCAGAAGCUCAGAGUGAACACCAUAACCCCCGAGGAUAUCUACAGGACCAUGAAGUCCACGGGGGUCAAGAAGCAUCUCCUCUACAUUAAACUGAAGACAGGUGAAGAGGAUGACAGUGAGAAUGAAGAGAACCUUCAGCUGGUUAAAGACGAACCUCAGCUGACCACCUGUGGAGUAAUGGAGGAUGAAAGCGCUCCACUUCAAAGCCCAGAGUAUCAGAGCGGCGGCUCCACGCAUGAAGACGACGAGGCAGGUGAGAGGAAUGCCAGGGCUGACGAGGAGUGGAAGCCAAGUCCUGAGGAGGCUGAAGAUCUGGAGGAUCUUGAAGAUCCAAAGCCCAGAGAAGCCAUUAAGCAAGGCCCCAGACGAUUGGGAGAGAAGGGAGACGGGAGUAAGGCCUCCUGCCGGGUGUGUGGCGUGUUUUACCGGACAUUGUCGAACUUUGCCAGGCAUGCCUGGUCUCACGUAGACGACCCCCAGAGCGUGUGCGGGGUGUGCGGAGAAAAGUUCGACUCUUCAGAAGACCUAAAAGGACAUCUUAGAACUCACCAGCAAACAUACGAUUGUUCGUACUGCGGGAAGGCCUUUGUCACCACCACAGGGCUCAAGAACCACGUCACUCUGCACACGGGAGAACGGCAGUAUAAGUGUGACAUUUGCAACAAAUCCUUCUCCUACAAAUCCGCCAUGAGAAGCCACCGCUGGGUCCACGUGGAAGACAGACCUCACAAGUGUGACAUUUGUCCAAAGUCCUUCGGUCUCAAAGGGCACCUCGUAGCUCACAAGAAAUGUCACGUCGGCCGGGACCAGUACCUCUGCAACAUCUGCGGAAGGUCCGUUUUCGACCUGCGGUCUCUGACUCGUCACAAACUGACUCAUUCCACAGAGCGCCGCCACGGCUGCAAAGUCUGCGGGAAGCGCUUCAAGCUGGAGGGAACCCUGAAGGCGCACGAGAAGGUCCACACCGUCAGGGACCGCAUGUACCUGUGCCACGUCUGCUGCAAAGCCUUCCUGUCCAACAGCACCCUGAUGGCUCACAUGAAGACCCACAGCGACGAGCGGCCGUUCGUCUGCCCCGUCUGCAGCAGAAGCUUCCUCACCAAAUGGGACCUCAGGAAACACAUGCGCAUUCACACUGGCGAGGCGCCCUACGGCUGCACCAGGUGCGGACGCCACUUCAAACUCAAGAGCACCCUGAACGUCCAUAUCCGGAGCCACCUGGGCAUCAAGCGCUUCACCUGCGGGGUUUGCGGCAAAGCUUGUUCUCGACAGGAACACCUGACCGUCCACAUGAGAACCCACAACGGAGAGAGACCCUACAAGUGUUCCCUCUGUGACAAAGCCUUCACCCAGAGCCACUGCUUGAAAACACACAUGAAGAGCCACCAUCCAGAGGAAACUCUUGUACCUGAACCUUCAACUUCCUUCCUUCAGCCACCGGACACCGUGUGAAUAACUUUGUUCUUUAGUCGUCUAUUUUAGCUUUGCAAAGUCUUUGUCAGAACUGCAGUACAUGGACCUGAGGUUUGACCAAACAGGGAUGUGCGUGGCGCCAUAACGUAGGUGAAUGUUUAUUUAAUCCAGUGCUGUUAUCAGUGCAUUGUGUUUGCGCUUCGGAGAAGAUGGUGUCCUUCCCUGGCACUCACUGGGUAAAGGUUCCGGUUCAACAUGGACGAUCUAACAGUAGAAAAACAUUGUAGGAGAAGAAGUGUCCGAUCCAGAUUUCAAAUGCCUCAAUCAUUUCUAGCCUGUUUCUCCAACUUCUGUCAUUGAGUAUCAACCAUACCGAGGUUAACCAGCUUUACCGACACCAAACUGUCUCUUUUGGACACCAUUAAAAAUGUCUUCAGACCAGAACCACGUGAUUGUUUUCUGCUAAAGUGGCUAAUCUGUGCUAGCUCAACAGUCUUCAGCGUGGAAGUUGAGUUUUUUGGGUAAACCUGUGCUGCAUUCAGUGACAAAAAUAUACAGACAAGGUGUUCAUAAUGAUAAUAAUUGAACUAUUUUGAUCUCACACUGGAGAAACUCAUUUUCUGCAUUUAACUCAUCCCUUUGGGGAGACGUGGGCUGCCACUGUGCAGCCUGCAAGUAGCAGUGUGGGGUUAAGGGUCUUGCUCAUGGCUCAGCAUAGCCGCAGUCAAUACGCAUGCGGAAGACGUCAGAUUUACAUUUAUCCCCUGUUAAGUUUUUUGUCUAUUUUUCGGCGGGGUAUGAAAUGUCGACUGCUGGACCGGACCUCAGCAGAGAGCCAUGAGCCGCCCGUCCUCAGCUGGAGGAAGGGGGCUGGGGACCGGUGAGGCAGGUGCGCAGUCGACCAAAUUCCCCUCGGAUAUUUUUUUAGGUUUGAAAAGCAGGACAUGUCCGGGAAAAAGAGAAUGUCUGGUCACCAUAAUUUAAGGUCAGGUCACCAUAUGCUUCAAAAACACCAAAAACUAAGUAGUUAAGAGUUUUUUUUUGUACAUGACACCUGUUUAGGUAGUUUAAAAUGUAUUUUUUCGUACAAAACUAAAGGGAUAAAAUGGUAUUGACCAUUAGUAUGCUGGUCUAAUGGGGUAUGCUCACCUGACAGAACAGCGGGUACUUCAAACGGCACGGCUGCUGGAAAGAAAUCAGUUUUAUACGAAGGGAUCUGGGCUCCUGAACAGUGGAACAGGAAGUCUGAGUCGCUGCUGUCCAGGCUUUUCAGAUAAAGGAGAUUCAUUGAACCAGAAAUGUUGGCAGCCAUCUAUAAUAAACACGCUGAUAGCCGUUUAGACUGCGAUGCUGCCUGCACUGUUUUGAAGGCAAAAAAAAAAAAA
Messenger RNA from Cyprinodon tularosa, 4079 nucleotides. Its product is annotated as zinc finger and SCAN domain-containing protein 2-like. Gene Ontology annotation, biological process: regulation of transcription by RNA polymerase II. The coding region runs from base 82 to 2733 and encodes 883 amino acids. The record is from RefSeq and is a predicted model, not a curated record. The transcript has 10 exons. Gene Ontology annotation, molecular function: RNA polymerase II cis-regulatory region sequence-specific DNA binding; DNA-binding transcription factor activity, RNA polymerase II-specific. Lineage: Eukaryota; Metazoa; Chordata; Actinopteri; Cyprinodontiformes; Cyprinodontidae. Gene Ontology annotation, cellular component: nucleus.